CGGGGCUCGCUCCUCCCCCGUGCCCUCAGCCAUUUUAGCAGCCGGUACCGCCGCCCGGUAGCGCUGUGAUCUCCGCCGGCAGCGCCGGGGCUGGGCACGAUCUAAUCAACACUGAAAAACCCUCACUCAUCACUGUGAGAUCCCUUGUAUCUACUGCUGGCUCUCAAAGGUUACUAAAAUUGUGCAGCUGCUCUGAAUCAGCACUACCUAAGCUUCACCUCCUGUUGCUUCUCCCCACACCACUCUGCGCUGCUGCCUUGCUCUUGCCUGCUUCAGAACUCCAUAGCAGAGUUUCUUUUUUUAAAUACCCCCAGAGAAAUCUAGGCUAGAAAUGCGUGCCCUUCUCUUGCUGCCUGUGUACUUGUUAAUCUGGUUGUACAGUAUGCUGGUAUUUAUUCCCUGGUAUUUUCUUACCAAUGCCAAGAAGAGAAAGGCUAUGGCAAAGAGGUUAAAAGCUAAACCCAUCUCGGACAAGCCGGGGAGCCCCUACCGCUCUGUCAGCCACCUGGACUCUCUGGCACACAUAAACAUCCCUGGAGCAGACACUCUGGACAAGCUCUUUGACCAUGCUUUAGCAAAGUUUGGGAAGAAGGACUGUCUCGGAACCAGGGAAAUUCUGAGCGAAGAAAAUGAAAUGCAGCCAAAUGGAAAAGUAUUCAAAAAGUUAAUUUUAGGAACUUACAGAUGGCUAUCCUAUGAAGAAGUAAAUGAGAAAAUUACUCACUUGGGGAAUGGACUGACUGCCCUGGGACUAACCCCAAAAAGCACCGUGGUCAUAUUCUGUGAGACCCGAGCUGAGUGGAUGAUUGUAGCUCUCACCUGCUUCAAGUACAACUUCCCUCUUGUCACUCUCUAUGCCACCCUGGGGGAAGAGGCAGUGACCUAUGGUCUCAACGAGUGUGGAGCGUCAUACCUGGUCACGAGCGUGGAACUCCUGGAGAGCAAGCUUAAGGCUGCACUGCCACAAGUCUCCUGUCUGAAACACAUUGUUUAUGUGGACAAGAAGACGGUCAAUAAAUCAGAAUACCCUGAAAACGUGGAGAUUCAUAGCAUGCAGGCAGUGGAAGAGCUGGGAGCCAAACCAGAAAACUCAAGCAUUCUGCCAAGCAGACCUGUCCCUUCAGACCUGGCUUUAGUGAUGUAUACCAGUGGAUCUACUGGGAGACCCAAAGGAGUGAUGAUGAUGCAUAAAAACUUAAUAGCUGGAAUGACAGGACAGUGUGAGAGAAUACCUGGGCUGGGACCCAAGGACACUUACAUUGGUUAUUUGCCUCUGGCCCACGUGUUAGAGCUGACAGCAGAAGUUUCCUGCAUCACUUACGGCUGCAGGAUCGGUUACUCCUCUCCUCUCACUCUCUCAGAUCAGUCAAGUAAAAUUAAGAAGGGAAGCAAAGGAGACUGUACUGUACUAAAGCCUACACUGAUGGCAGCUGUGCCUGAAAUAAUGGACAGAAUUUAUAAAAAUGUCAUGAGUAAAGUUCAAGAGAUGAAUUAUAUUCAGAGAACUCUGUUCAAGAUAGGGUAUGACUACAAAUUGGAACAGAUCAAGAGGGGAUAUGAUGCACCUCUGUGUAACAUACUAUUGUUUAAAAAAGUCAAGGCCCUGCUGGGAGGGAACAUCCGUAUGAUGCUUUCUGGAGGAGCACCACUCUCACCUCAAACACAACGAUUCAUGAACAUCUGCUUUUGCUGUCCUGUUGGUCAAGGCUAUGGACUGACAGAAACGUGUGGAGCUGGAACCAUUACAGAAGCUACUGAUUACAGCACUGGCAGAGUUGGAGCUCCUCUUAUUUGUUGUGAAAUAAAACUGAGAGACUGGCAAGAAGGGGGCUAUACUAAUAAAGACAAGCCUAAUCCUAGAGGAGAAAUUAUAAUUGGUGGACCCAACGUCUCCAUGGGAUAUUUUAGAAAUGAAGAGAAGACAACAGAAGAGUUUUCUGUUGAUGAGAAUGGCCAGAGAUGGUUCUGCACAGGAGAUAUUGGGGAAUUUCAUCCAGAUGGGUGUCUGCAGAUCAUAGAUCGUAAGAAGGACUUGGUAAAGCUACAAGCAGGAGAAUAUGUAUCUCUGGGCAAAGUAGAGGCAGCUCUGAAGAACUGCCCAUUGAUUGACAAUAUCUGUGCUUAUGCCAAAAGUGACCAGUCCUACGUGAUCAGUUUUGUGGUCCCCAACCAGAAGAAGCUGACAGCACUGGCUGAGCAGAAAGGCAUCAGUGGAAGCUGGGUGGACAUCUGUAACAAUCCUACCAUGGAAGCAGAAAUACUGCGAGAGAUUAAAGAAGUGGCAAACAAGAUGAAAUUAGAAAGGUUUGAAAUCCCUAUCAAGGUCCGGCUGAGCCCUGAACCGUGGACCCCUGAGACUGGGUUGGUGACAGAUGCUUUCAAGCUGAAAAGGAAAGAACUGAAGAACCACUACCUCAACGACAUUGAAAGAAUGUAUGGAGGCAAAUAAACAGCUCUGCUGACCUGGCAGUUGUGCAGGUAGUUCCUUCUCAUGCCUCAGCUUUGGAUGUCUGUGUAUACUGUAGAUAUCACACAUUCCAAAAAUACACCAAAUGGAUGACUUCCUAUAAUCUCUAUCAAGUAAAACAGAGACUAUCUUAGACUUCAAAUUCUUAAUUAUUAGUGAUUAGACACUGAUGGUCUUCAUAGAGUUUUGUGUGAUCAUCUCCAGGUUUGAGACAGACAUCAUUAUGUGCAGCAGUGUGACCAGGUAAUUUUGUUGUUUCUCCAGCAUAUUCAGACUGCUUACAACUGCCCUUUAACUUGUGCUGAAGUCUGGCCUGUAUUCCAAAGAGGAAAAAAUAAUGUAAUUGUGAUGAUUCUUCUGUCAUAGUAAGAUACUUCCCUCUAGCAAGGAGGGAAAAGGAGUAUCUGAUGUCUACCCUCCUCCAGUUAGAAACAAAACCAAGACAACAGCAGUAGUCAAGAACUUGCUAGAGAUCACUGAUAAUGCACUGCUUGAAAAUGGACGGAUUCUUCUGCACAUCAAUAUCUUGAAUAUUUACAGUGCCUACAAAAGAAUAGAAAGUACACUUACUGAAAUAAAGGUGAACUGAAAAGCUUUCUGAAAACAAGUUAUAAGAAAUUUCAUUCAAGAGCAUUGAAUUAACUGUUUCAACUUCCAACUCACCAAAUAGGUUUUUAAUUGCCACUGCAUUUUAAUUCAAGCAGAGCUUUCCACUGGACCCAGAGUGUGAAAGAAAACAAAGACUUGCACUGCUCCAGGGUUACUGAUGAGAAAUCAGUGCCUGAAUGCAGAACUUGCAUCUGGACUGGCAAACAGCUGUGAAACUGAUGGCAGUGGUUUCUAAAGAGACUUGAAACUCAGAGCAGUUUUGGUGGAGUUUUUUGAGAGGUGGUUGAUGUUCUUAAGGCGCUGAUUCUCUAGACCUUCACGUACAUGUGAGUACUUGUACAGGCUGCCUGGACAUAACUUAGAGGAUCAGGUUUGAAGUGUCUGCAUUCCUUUCUGGAAGGUAUUUCCGUUCACCUUUUAACUGUGGUAAGCAUGACAAGGCAACCAGAAACCAACAGGAGUUUCCCGGUCUAGUCUUGUUUUACUCACAGAGAAGUAGUCUGUGGCCAGGGUAUCUUUGUUUCCUGUGAACUUGUAAAUAGGGACAAAUCACUCUUUACAGAAAUUCAUUAUAAAAAUGUUCUCUUAUUAACUGGAAGUCACAGAUGUGAAGAAGGAGGAAGAUAGAAUUUAACAAUAUGUGUGGCAAAUCCUGUACUGUCUUCUUUGGAAUGGUAACUGAGCUCCUGCAUCCCUGCCAGCUCUUCACACUUGAACCAUAAGUGCUGUAAAAAGUGGAGGCUCUUGAUACUGUUCUACUUUGCACUUUCUUAGUCAUUUUAUAUAUGUUGCUUACAUUUUGUACAGCUGUGGCCCUCAACUGCUCUAUAUUGCAAAUUCAUUUGAAAGUAUUUAUAGAUUUCUAUUCAUAAUAUUUGUGUUGUGUAUAUGAUGGUUAAAAAAAAUUAUUUGGUAUUGUCACUGUACAGAAGGUACAAGAUUUUGUACAUUGCUUCUCUUGAACACACGAGCUUGCAAUUUCAGGACAAGUUUUUCCUUUUCUGCAUGUAUAUGUAUUUUUAUUUUCCAGUUAAAAUAGACUUAGGCAAAAAUAAAUGAUGGCUCUACACUCUCCAGGUAAACCAUCCCUUCUCCUGGGGACCAGUUUCAGACUUCACCAUGCAUCAUUUUCUCUGGCUAGUGCAGAACACUGCCAGCUCACCUUCUGAGAACCCCCGAGGGAAAAGAGAGAAGGAAAAUCUGGUAUGUAAAGGUGAUGGAAUCCAGUUGUGCAUGGAACUACAAGAGUCACUAAAAGAAACAAGGAAAUAGCUGUUCUAAAAAUUAUUUUUUUUAAAAGACACACACCGUCGUUUAUUGACAACAGGUAAUACUUCCUGUAUCAGUAGAAACUUGUAAAAUUACUUGGUCCUGAGCCAUGUUACCAAUUUUUCCACGUUUUAAAACUGCUCUCUAUUAAAUAGCCUUUAGUCAGCCUGUUAGCAUCACUAAAGUGAAAUACAUGUGAGAAAGAUACUCGAGUCUGUCAGCAGGUUCUAAGACUAUUUUUUUUAAGCCAUGAAUGUAUUCAUAUGAAUUGUAUUUUAUCUUCUGUGUCUUGGUUGACUGAGGAUCGCUAUUUUCAAAAUAUAUAUACACACAUACCUAAUGUUAACAUUUCAAAAGUGGAAUACAAGUUUAAAUGUUCAGCAAGUUUGUGUUCUGGAAGAUUUUUGUAUUGCACAAGCUCUCUCGUUCUGUUCUGUGCCUCACAUUCUGUCUGAAACAGCCUGCCUUACAGACAAAGUGAGUCCAUGCUUCAGGGAAUAAAAACUGAGCCUCUGCUGGGCCUGGUUUUUGUUGGGAGGGUUGAACUAGAGCUGGAUGUACUGCAAAAGACAAUUUGCUACAUCAUCAGCUUUUCAAGCACCUUUGGAGAAGGGGAAGGAUUACAUCAGGCUGCCUUCAACUAUGGGGAUUGUUUGCAAAUACCUUGCAGCUGGGCAAGAACUUUAUCCUUCACUUUAAUGGAUUCUAAAUCCUUCUUGUGACAGAGCUCGUGGUGGAGAAACAGAAUGAGCAAGAGCGUUUAAUUCUUGCCAUUAAAAAAAGAAGGAACUAGGAUGCAGAUGAAGAGAUAGUAAAUGAAUUCAAAAUCAUUAUGUGAUGGUUACAGAUGUUACAGAUGCUGUUUAUCUUGCGCUGGGCUGAAAGGACAUACACCAUGGGACUGAAAUGUGAGAGAGAGGUUCAUGUACUGCUGAAGGUUCUUCAGAAAGCAGGUUAAGAAUUUUAAAUCACCCUUGUAAGACUGAGGAAACAAGUUCAAAGAGAAGCACAAUCCAGUUUGGGCAUAAGUGUAAGAUUAUAUUCAGGCCCCCUACCUCAAAGGACAGGGUCUGUGUAGAGAAAGGCAGAGUUGUAACUACAACAGGGGGACUGUUGAAGAAAGCUUCAGCUGUGAGGGGAGAUGAGAGUGGAAUGGCACGAGAUGAUUAACCUGCAGCUUCAUGCACAGUUACCCUGCCAAAGGCACCAAGAGCUGGCCCCAGGGAAGGAGGAGAGCACAAAGUGAAAUGGAUGAUUUGGGAUUUCAAACCAAUUCCUUACUAAAUACUGAACCAGUCACCCCAGAUCUCUGCCACUGGAAGUCUUCAGAGCCUCAGUCAAUGACACUUCAACGAAGCCUGUGAGGAACAGCCUUGGCACAGACCCGUGGGUGGGGCUGGCAGGGUCCUGCACACGACACAGGACACUUCAUUACAUCCGUAACAGGCAGAUAUCGUGAAGUGGCUUGAAAGGGGGGGGGGGGGGGGAAAAGUGUAAAGAGGGAGAGGAAGGAGUUCCUCCCCUAGGAGCAGGUGAGGUGGUGUUUAACCACCCCCUGCAGUCGCAGUGCCCCUGACAACGCCCAGCAUAACCCGCAGGGAGCCUGCCAGCUCCCCAGCACCAACUGCAAUUCCCAGCACACUGCAGGCUGGAAAAGGAACACAACAGUUCAGAAUGUGGGUCACUCAUUUGCAGUAGCAAAAAAAAAAAGAAAAAAAAAAAAAAAAAAAAAAAAAGAGAGACCAUAUCCACCACAUCUCAGAACAAUAGCUUCAAAUAACUAUGUUGUAUUCUAACAAUAAAUUAGUGUUGUUCUGCAGUUACAUGCAAAACAAGAAAUAAAUUUUCAUUAUGUAUUUGGUUCUGGUGUGUUGGGGUUUUUGUUCGUUUGUACGUUGGCUUUGUUUAGUUGUGGAUUUUUUUGUUUGUGGUGGGGUUUCUUUUUGUUCAUACUGAGCCUGCCCAAUGGCUAAGCUCUCUUUACAUGACAGUAAAGCAACUGGCUUUUUGAAGGCUAAAAUUUACACACUCGAAGCUUAAAAAUCAUAAAUCUGGUGGGUUUUUUGCAUCAGAUGGUACAAACAUCAUCUACAAAAUGCAAUCAGCAAAACUUGCAGUCACUGUUACAUGGAAUUGCAAACAAUUCAGAUUAAAACUGUGUGAACUCACCUGG
This is a messenger RNA of Hirundo rustica (Barn swallow), 6518 nucleotides long. RefSeq names its product acyl-CoA synthetase long chain family member 4 (gene ACSL4). The transcript is spliced from 16 exons. Bases 332 to 2449 code for a protein of 705 amino acids. Gene Ontology annotation, biological process: neuron differentiation; long-chain fatty-acyl-CoA metabolic process; long-chain fatty acid metabolic process. Gene Ontology annotation, molecular function: arachidonate-CoA ligase activity. Gene Ontology annotation, cellular component: plasma membrane; lipid droplet; endoplasmic reticulum. NCBI's taxonomy places the organism in Eukaryota, Metazoa, Chordata, Aves, Passeriformes, Hirundinidae. The record is from RefSeq and is a predicted model, not a curated record.